UCAGCGUAAACUGAUGCCAGAAACAAGAUUUCACAGCUCGUAGGAGGUUUUAGACACUUAGUCAUAAGGAAGCGAGUUAUAAUAAAUUCUAGUUUUAAGAAAGCGCCAUAAAGACCACGUGCAAAGCUCAACACUAACAUGAAUUUGACGGUUGCUGCGGAGCGCUUCUAACGAGAGGGACGAUUUUGAAGUUUGUUGGAACACGCGACACUCGGAUUAUCAAAAGCGUAUUUUCUCAACCAUUUUUGGGUGGACGAAACAAAAUACAAAAGCAGCCAGAGUUUCACUGGUUAAUCCCGCGCAAUAACUUUGAGAGUGAUCCCACCACCUUUUGACUUCUUUACUAGACUGCGAACAAAUAACGGCAGGCGAUGGUGAACAGUCGCGUAGAAAGCACCGCCGUCGCGGUAACAGGAGGUAGCGGUGGGGCAGUGCGCUCCUGCGCGGGCUGCGGAGGUCGGAUCUCGGAUCGCUUCCUGCUCUUCUCCAUGGAUCGGUACUGGCACACGCGCUGCCUCAAGUGCUCCUGCUGCCAAGCUCAGCUGGGAGAGAUCGGCAGCACCUGCUUCAGCAAAGGAGGAAUGAUCCUCUGCAGGAACGAUUACAUCAGGUUGUUUGGUCACAGUGGAGCCUGCAGUGCAUGUGGACAGUCUAUCCCUGCCAGUGAGAUGGUCAUGAGGGCCCAGGGCAACGUCUACCAUCUAAAGUGUUUCACUUGUGCCACAUGUCGAAAUCGUUUGGUGCCUGGUGACCGAUUUCACUACGUCAACGGCACCAUCUUUUGUGAACAUGACCGACCAGGUGGAGCUUUGCUCAGUAGUCACCUAACCCCCCUGCAGAGCAACACCCUCCUACCUGACCAAAAGGUGUGCUGAGAAAACAUGAAUUUAUAAUUUGCGGUGUGCCUUCUCUUCAUAUUUUUCCUCACAUCUUCCCUCCAAUAUAUCAUUGUGAAUGUCCACCCACACCCAAGAUCUUCCACUCCACCUUCGUGCAUCCAGCCACCUUAGAAGAAUUCAGAACUACGCAAGUACUGUGAGUCACUUGCGAGACAAUCACCCCUAACGAGGGAAACAUAAUCAAAUUGAAGAAAGCCACAGAAUCUGAAAAUGAUCAUAUGCACUCAUAUGUGGUCUAUCUGGUUAUGGCUGGGAUGGCCCGACCCUGAAAGCCUUAGACUCUAUUAAAGAGCAGCUUAUUUAAAGCUCAACAUGAUUUUGUUUCCUUUUGAGAAGUUUCUCAAGGAACGUUGUGGACGUUACCUGACAUUUCGGACUGCGGAGGUCUACGGACUAUAAUAGAUAUCACUUCUCACCCACAAAACGACAUCCAUUGAUCAAAAGACUGUUAAAACUCACUGUUUCGUUUCAGUGGUGGUUGCCUUUUGCUUAAAGUCCCUUUUCACUUUGUGUAAGUUUAUUCUGUCUUUUUUGAAAGCGUUUUGUCGUCUUUGGUGCCUAAAAACAUUUUUAUGUCCAGUUUUUCCUCCUUUGUCAUUUACUUCCUAUUAGCGAGUAAUCAUACACAUGCACAGUACAGAUACGUGAACAUGUAUUGUUUUGUCUAUUCGAGUUUGACGUAUGAAGCGCUCUUUUUUUGAAAGAGUCGUAGUCUCCAGAGGAAACAGCAUGUUUUUUUUUCCAUGGUUUGGUAGAAUAAAUUAUAUGUCUGUAUGCAUAUUCUCUAAUAGAGACUGCUAUUCAGUGUCUGCCAAGACUUUUGGGAGAGUGAGAGAGAUGGAGGGUAAAAAUUGUAUAUAUUUCAUGUGCUGUUGUAUCGUGUUCAAUGGUUGACCUGUUUCCUUGUGUCCUCUGUUCAAAUGGAGGAACGUUCAAAGAUAAGAUAUCUGUAAAAGAAAAAAAGUACUUAAUUAAAUAACUAUAACCAUCACAUAUGCAGUCUUGACAUCUCUGCUCAGCGUACAUCAACAUUUGAUGGUUUUGGCUUGAAACUCAUUGGAAGUCAAGACGGCUCUCCAAUAGUCCUUGGCCAAAAACAUGGUUCAUUACCUUCCAGAUUUCAACAUAAACUCUUGCAUCUGCAUCAUUAUAGAGAGUAAUGAAAGGCAUUUGAGCUGGCACUUUCUCUUUCUCCUGCCGUGAUUUCAAUCUUGCUAAAGGGAGGUCUUGUGCAUCUCUGUGAACGUCGCUACAGAAAUUACCACUAUAUUCCCGCCCUUUUCUUUCAUUUUUUUUGGCCCUCCUCUCAAGAUUUCAUUUACUUCUUCAAAAUCUGCCUUUUUCUGAUCUGAUUUGCUGAGGUUUGAGAAGUUUUCUCAUUAUGGCAUUCCUGGUAAUUGCUUUUUGGCAUUAAACUCCCCCAUAUCUUGUUUAUUUAAUUAGCUAAUUAAACCCAUCUCUCUUUUUUUCAACUACCUUUGGCCUGCAAUCACAAGGUGUUCGUUUCCAAUUUACUUUUACGAUUAAUAAAAAAUGUUCCUUUCCCUUUGCGUUUCUUAUGAGAAAAAUGGAAGCCAAGCAUGCCUCAUUAUGCUGUGUGUGUGUGUUGGGUAGGGGGUGUAAAAGCCAGCUGUGACUUUUCACAUUGAAGAAUUCGAUGUGUGUUUGUGGAAUCUUAAAAGUGCUGGGUUAGAUCACACUGAAAUAAACUAUAUUUAGUGUGUUUUCCUUUAUAUUAUUAAAUGUUACGUAGUUUUAAACAGAUAUGUACUGGGCACAGCCAGUUGUUUUGUCAUCACAGUGCAAAACACUUAUUUUUUUUAAUCACAUUUGUUGAUAGAAUAAAAUAUUUACGAUAAGAUCAUCUAAUCAUUAUGUUAAUGUAAAAUAUAAACUUUGUUUAUUUUUUGCAAUGACUGUAUGGUACUCUCUUGGUGGGCAGAUAAAAGUUACAAGAGGAUAACAAUU
Messenger RNA from Labeo rohita (rohu), 2867 nucleotides. RefSeq names its product LIM domain only 4a (gene lmo4la). The coding region runs from base 372 to 875 and encodes 167 amino acids. The record is from RefSeq and is a predicted model, not a curated record. The transcript has 5 exons. NCBI's taxonomy places the organism in Eukaryota, Metazoa, Chordata, Actinopteri, Cypriniformes, Cyprinidae.